Molecule: messenger RNA, 2858 nt
Organism: Tribolium madens (black flour beetle)
Lineage: Eukaryota; Metazoa; Arthropoda; Insecta; Coleoptera; Tenebrionidae
Gene: usp
Product: retinoic acid receptor RXR
Exons: 7
Coding region: 361-1671 (436 amino acids)
Biological process (GO): cell differentiation; anatomical structure development; positive regulation of transcription by RNA polymerase II
Cellular component (GO): nucleus; activator ecdysone receptor complex
Molecular function (GO): nuclear receptor activity; nuclear steroid receptor activity; RNA polymerase II cis-regulatory region sequence-specific DNA binding
Source: RefSeq, a predicted model, not a curated record
GCGACUGUGAAGAUCGAGGUCGGCGGCGUGCUAGAGACGCGCGUGUUUUGUUUAUUACGACUUCCAACGCCGUCUCUGAUCAAUCCCGAAUCCUGCAACAAGAGUCGAGUUUGUAUAUGUCUGGGUGUGCGUGUUUUUGUGGUGGUGUGCGUGUGGAAGUUAUUUCUCGGAACGCUGGAUUAAAAAAAUGUGAUAUUAAAUUAUAAAGGAUUUUUAUCUCGGCUGUCUGCUGAGUUUAUUGUUGUGAUUAAAAAAUGUGUACACAUCAAAAAGUCUGAAAUAAACACUUUUUGCUGGCUUGUUGGUGGAGUGUUGUUUGUGAUAAAGUCGGUCUGUGAUAGUUAUUAAAAAUUUUCAAAAAUGAUGAAAAAAGAAAAACCUAUGAUGUCGGUGACUGCCAUCAUCCAAGGGGCGCAAAACUGGAGUCGGAGUCUUCCUAAUUUCGGACCUCCACACAUGUCGCUAGCCCUUAGUCUGGACCAGAAUCUCUCGAUGGGCAGUUUGGGAGCGCCCCAGUCCCCAUUGGACAUGAAACCUGACGCUUCCACUUUGGGCCAAUUUAGUCCUCAAGGGCCCAACAGUCCCGUUUCGUUCUCAAUGGGAGGACACGGGAGUCUCCUGAGUCCUUCGGGGAAUACGCCCAAUAAAAGUUCCGGGUCGCCGUAUCCGCCAAAUCAUCCCCUCAGUGGCUCCAAACAUUUGUGUUCGAUAUGCGGCGACAGGGCGAGCGGGAAGCAUUAUGGGGUGUAUAGUUGCGAAGGUUGCAAAGGAUUUUUCAAGAGAACGGUUAGGAAGGACCUUUCCUACGCCUGUCGAGAGGAGAAGAACUGCAUUAUCGAUAAGAGACAAAGGAACAGGUGUCAGUAUUGUAGAUAUCAAAAAUGCCUCAAUAUGGGAAUGAAACGGGAAGCCGUUCAAGAAGAGCGACAAAGAACGAAAGACAGAGACACGUCCGAAGUGGAAUCGACAUCGAAUCUUCAAGCUGACAUGCCCCUCGAAAGGAUAAUCGAAGCAGAGAAACGAGUUGAAUGCAACGAUCCUUUGGUGGCAUUAGUGGUAAACGAGAAUAAUACCACCGUAAACAAUAUCUGUCAAGCCACAAACAAGCAACUGUUUCAGUUGGUCCAAUGGGCGAAACUUAUACCUCAUUUUACAUCAUUACCAUUGUCGGAUCAGGUGCUAUUAUUGAGAGCAGGAUGGAAUGAAUUGCUCAUAGCUGCAUUCUCGCAUCGGUCGAUGCAAGCGCAGGAUGCUAUAGUACUGGCGACGGGAUUGACAGUCAAUAAAUCUACAGCACACGCCGUCGGCGUCGGUAACAUCUACGACAGGGUUCUCUCCGAGCUGGUGAACAAGAUGAAGGAGAUGAAAAUGGAUAAGACAGAGUUGGGGUGUUUGCGGGCGAUUAUUCUCUACAAUCCUGAUGUCCGGGGGAUAAAAUCAGUGCAAGAAGUUGAAAUGUUGCGUGAGAAAAUCUAUGGUGUUCUUGAGGAGUACACGAGGACAACUCACCCCAACGAGCCCGGGAGGUUCGCUAAAUUGUUGCUUCGUUUGCCGGCUUUGAGGUCCAUCGGGUUGAAAUGUCUCGAACAUCUCUUCUUUUUCAAAUUGAUCGGUGAUGUUCCAAUAGAUACUUUCCUAAUGGAGAUGUUGGAGGGAACAACGGAUCCGUAGGUCGGAAGGCAGGGUUUUAGUGCGUCUUUCCCAAACAGUUUAUUUUUUUAAUUAACUUUACAAAUCUGUGAUUUUUAUCUAUUAAAUGGAACAUCUCUUGAAAUUUUUUGGAAGAGGGUAUUAUUAGAUGUAUUUUGAUACGGGAAGACUCAUUUCAUUUUUUUGGAUUACUUUAUGUACAAUAGAUUUAGUGGAUGAUACACUAGAAUAUUUAUUUUUUAUUUAUAAUUGAUAGCUUCGAGUAUUGUUGAAAUUAUGCAAGUUUUAGAAUAGAUCUCACUUGGACGCUUCAGUUAUUUUUGAGGAAAACAAGGGCCUAAUUGGACCGUUUGAGAGCCAAUCAAAGAUGAAAGUCUCUUUAAUCAGUUAUAACUUAACCGUAGAUAAAACGUAGUCGUGUAUUUCAGAAUCAUAACGAGAACCAUCAUAUCACUCAUUUGUUAUGCCCUAUACAGGGUGAUUCUUAAAUAGACCGACACAAUUUUAUUCUUGGUAGUUUCAAAUGAGAGAGGGAAAGCGUACGCCACUGAUGUGUUCGUAAAUGGCUAGUGGAAACAUGGUGAAAAUGUACUUGAUGAAUAGAACAAUUCAAAAACGUCGUAAGUGGCACGGAUCAAGGGGGUUUUGCCCCUAAAAGAUAUAAACGUAAAAAGGGUACAGUUUGUCUUCAUUUAUUCUUGAGAAGCUGUGAUAAAAUUUUGUUGGUCUAUUUAAGAAUCACCCUGUAUACCGGGUGACUAUUAAUGUUUGUUGAGGUUGCCAAACAAAAUUUUAAAUUUGACACCAACUGAGGUACAAUCAUUUACAGUCACCCGGUGUUAUUGAAUGAAAUAAUGUUAAUUUUUAUUCUUUCAUUGUUGAGUGCCUGUGACUUGAAGCCACAGUUUGUGCACUUGGAAAUGUCUCAAUUGGUGUUUUUCAGUAUUAUUCGUUUUCUUUUUCUUCGGGCAGCUUUGUAAAUAGUCAUUAACAUUCCAGUGUACUAAAUGAAAAGCGCCGUUCUUUACUUAUUGGCCUACAAUUGUUAGAAAUCUCUAUGGUCGUUUCACUGUGUGUACAUAAAACUGUCUGUUCAAGUUUCGAUAUUUUAAUUGUUAAUUAUAAUUUAUAGUUUAUAGCAUCUAAUACUAAACUUUUAUAAAAAUAUGUCACUUAUGUAACAAUAAUAAAUUCUUCUUUCCAACGAA